Messenger RNA from Trypanosoma cruzi, 3339 nucleotides. Its product is annotated as trans-sialidase, putative. Gene Ontology annotation, molecular function: exo-alpha-sialidase activity. Bases 1 to 3339 code for a protein of 1112 amino acids. Lineage: Eukaryota; Euglenozoa; Kinetoplastea; Trypanosomatida; Trypanosomatidae. The transcript has a single exon. The record is from RefSeq and is a predicted model, not a curated record.
AUGACUCGCUCUCUGCGUGGGUGCUCUGCUCUGCUCCUCACUGACCUUUCUGGUGUAUUGCUGCUGUUGCUGCUGUACUCUCCACUUAUUGAACACAGACACGCUAGGAAGGAAGGAAAACAAACGCUAAUCGCUACUGUGAAAUUCAAAGGCACUGAAAGGACCAACAGCACACACACACAUAUUUGUAUGCUCUCACGUGUUGCUACUCUCAUGGCACCCCGCACACACCACCGUCGCCGCGUGACCGGAUCCAGCGGCAGGAGGAGGGAAGGAAGAGAGAGUGAGCCGCCGAGGCCCAACAUGUCCCGGCGUGUGUUUGCUUUUGCGGUGCUGCUUCUCCUAUUUGUGAUUAUGAUUUGCUGCGGCAGUGGAGGUGCACACGCUGUGGAGAGCAAGUCAAGUAUUGCCAUUAAUCCAUUUACAGGGACGACAAGGAUAGAUGCUACUUGGAAGGACGUUGGGAUCAAUACCGAAAGUGCUUCGCUCCGCGUUCCCAGUCUUGUUGAUUUGCAGGGUCAUUUAUUUGCUAUUGCUGAAGCCCAUUGCAAGGAUGGAGGCAAGUGCAGCGAAGUCGGCUUUGCUGGGAUUGCGUCAAAGUACCUUGGUUUAAAUGUUGGUUCUGGUUCAACGGAGAUCUCGACUGCAGAUGCAAGUAUCUUUGGCACAGGUCUUCUAAAGGAAGAUUCUGGGGGCAUCCACACCGCAAACGGCAUAACGCGACCAACGACACUUGUACUUGGGGAAAGCGUUUACGUGCUCCUGGGAAAAUACAGCCAUACAGGGCCGCAGGUUGGGGGUACGAAUGAGCGGGGCCUUUUACUCGUGAAGGGAACUCUCACUGACGAGGGUGGAAAGAAGAAAAUUGUGUGGAAUGAGACCCAUGUGGUGAAGCCCCAGGGCAUAGUAUAUUCUCAUUCCUUGACCGAGUUAAUUGGCGGUGGAGGAUCGGGUGCUGUGAUGCGUGACGGCUCGCUUGUGUUUCCCAUGCAGGCCAAAAACAAGGAUGGACAGAGCGUUUUGCUGUCCAUGCGUUUUAACCCGUCGGAGAACAAAUGGUGGCUUUCAUCCGAAGUGACUGGUAACGGCUGCAGGGAUCCAACCCUGGUGAAGUGGAGAGAAGACGAAGACGACGAAAGACUUUUCAUGAUGGCUCAUUGUGCUGGAGGCUACUAUGACGUUUACAGGUCCACUUUGCAUGGAAUCAAUUGGUAUGAUCACUUAAAACCAAUUACCCGCGUGUGGGGCAACUCACACAAUCGAAAAGGGUACGGCGUCCAGAGUGGAUCCACGACAGCAAUCAUUGAGGGAAAGGAAGUGAUGCUCAUCACCGCGCCGGUGUAUCCGAAGAAGGAAAAUAAAGGUGGAAAGGGUCGGCUUCAUCUUUGGGUGACGGACACGGCACGUGUGUAUGAUGUUGGGCCGGUAUCCCGUGAAAAUGAUGACGCCGCCGCCAGCUCGCUGUUGAUGAAGAGUGGGAGGGAUAAUAAGGAGGAGUUGAUUUCACUGUACGAGAACAAGAAGAGCGACGGAUCAUACAAUCUUGUUGCUGUGCGUCUGACCGAGAAACUGGAGCGGAUAAAGGAAGUUGUGAAGACAUGGAAGGAUUUGGGCAGCGCCUUGCAAUACUGCAGUUCCGGUUCCAGCGGCAAUGUUGACGCGCUCAGAAAGGACAUGUGCAAUGGUCCUGUUCCCACUGACGGGCUUGUUGGCUUUUUGUCUGGUAACUCAACUCAGACCGAGUGGAGGGACGAGUACCUCGGCGUGAAUGCAACAGUGACGAAUGGGGAGAAAAGGGUUCCCAAUGGAUGGACGUUCCAAGGACCCGGGGCAGGGGCGGUGUGGCCUGUUGGCGACAUGGGGCAGACUGUGCCGUACUACUUCGCUAACACCGAGUUUACUCUUGUGGCGACGGUGUCUAUCCACGAGGUGCCGCAGAGUGGUAGCAUUCCAUUGGUGGGUGUGAGGAUGAAUGACACCGACAGCACGGUGCUUUUUGGUCUGUCGUACACCCAUGACAAGAAGUGGUUGGCCAUACCUGAGAAUCCUGGUGAUCCGGAGGAUUUUGAGUGGGAGCCAAACAAGACGUAUCAGGUGGGACUGCGAAUGGAUUUUGAAGAGUGGAGUGUCUUUGUGGAUGGAAGGGAAAUCCACAGCACGGAAUAUGAUGAACAUCUGUUUGACUUCCACAGGAUUUCACACUUCUACAUCGGUGGGGACAGUAAGAACCAAAGUGCAACGGGCGGCCGCGUGACGGUGACCAACGUCAUGCUGUACAACGAGAUGCUAUACAAUAAUAAGCUGUAUGAACUCUAUGCCAGCAAAGUCAAUAUUCCAUCACUGAGCGUUGAGGAAAAGUCCACAGAACAGGUGACCAACACAGACGCUUUGGUUGCUUCCGAGUCAAAGAGUGAAGAAACCACCGCCGCCAGCCACGAGAAAUUGACUGGGGAUGAUACUGAAAAACAAGAGGAAGGAAUCGUCCAUAAUCUGGUGCUUGCAGCGCCCUCUUCCACGGUUGUCGCGGGAUCAUCUGUUCCUGAAUACGCCACCGCAGCGGAGAGCGCAGAGAGUUUUCAUCAAGAGGACAAUGCCCAGCUUUCCGAAGGCGAAACGUCUCGGCAAGCCACGCUGAAUGAAGCGAAGAAAUCGAUGGCGCGAAGUUCAGAUGUGCAGAAAGAAGACCUACAGUCAACGGAAUUAACGGAGGUUGCUGAUGUUGAAGGAUCCGCUGAAAGUUAUGAUGCACCACAGCCGGAGGAGGAGGGAGGAGCAAAUGACGGGAGUGGCGGAUUAACGCCUCCAGUGGCUGCGUCAUUGAGUAUGGCCGCUGCCACUGCACCAGUGUACGGUGAGCACCAAGUGCAACAAAGCGUUGAGCUUGCCACUGAAAACGACGACGUGCGGUCCACUGGAACCGGAACCACCGGCGCGGAGGAAAGCCUCAGCCUCGAGGCGGGGGAAAGAAAUUCCGAGAGAACAAUGAACUCAGACAGCAGCAUCACUCCUUCAAAGAGUGACGCCGAACCUACAUCCGCGGAGGACACCGACAACAUCUCUUGGACUGAAAGGGCUGAAUUUUCCGUUGAAAACGGCAAGGAGGUGCCACAGACGGUCGUCCCCGCACCGGGUAACACAAACACAACGCCUGGAGAAACCAUGAUCUCAUUGGAGUCCAACGCAACAGCACCCUCGGACGCUGGCAUUUUGCCUGAGAACGGGCAUUACAGCGAGUUGGCGGGCAUGGCUCUAUUUGCUGAGAGCACCGUGCAUGGGUGUGUAUUUCGGGUGUUGUUGCUGCUGCUUCUGGGGCUGUGGGGCGCUGCGGCUCUCUGUUGA